AUGUCAACCAGCGCUUGCGUACUUUCAGCUGCCCUAACAAUCCUCCACGACUCUCAGAAUCUACCACAAGGUGGAGGAGUCUUCACAACAGCAGCUGCCUUUGCCAAGACAAACAUCUACACAACUCUCGGGUCAUUUGGAAUCUUGUUUCAAGUUGAGUCUCCUCAAACACAAAUCUAA
Molecule: messenger RNA, 180 nt
Organism: Strongylus vulgaris
Lineage: Eukaryota; Metazoa; Nematoda; Chromadorea; Rhabditida; Strongylidae
Source: the annotation of a GenBank genome assembly